Molecule: messenger RNA, 2205 nt
Organism: Linum tenue
Lineage: Eukaryota; Viridiplantae; Streptophyta; Magnoliopsida; Malpighiales; Linaceae
Source: the annotation of a GenBank genome assembly
UAUAACGCCAAAUUCCUGCUCUUUCGCCAUUGUCGCCGAGGGUGAGAGAAACUAAGCAAAACCCACUCUUCACUCUCCGUCCCACCUUCCUUGUUCUCACUUCUCCACAAAAAAAAUGGCCGUUACAAUGGAGUCCGCCGGCGCCGGCGCAGCCACAAAUGAGAUUCAUAACGGCCACAACAACAACAAGUUGGCCGAUUUCGACCCUCCCGCCAAACCCAAACGUAACAAGUACGCCUUCGCCUGUGCAAUUCUCGCUUCCAUGACCUCCAUCUUGCUCGGCUAUGAUAUUGGAGUGAUGAGCGGGGCGGCGAUCUUCAUCAAGGACCAAUUCAAGAUCUCGGACACUCAAGUCGAGGUGCUGGUCGGAAUGCUCAACAUUUAUUCCUUGGUCGGAUCGGCCGCCGCCGGGAGGACCUCCGACUGGAUUGGACGCCGGUACACCAUCGUCGUCGCCGGAGCCAUCUUCUUCGUCGGAGCUCUGCUCAUGGGAUUCGCCCCCAACUACGCGUUCCUCAUGGUCGGCCGGUUCGUCGCCGGCGUCGGCGUCGGAUACGCCCUCAUGAUCGCCCCUGUCUAUACCGCCGAAGUCUCCCCUGCUUCUUCCCGCGGCUUCCUCACCUCUUUCCCUGAAGUGUUCAUCAACGCCGGAAUUCUACUCGGCUACGUCUCCAACUACGCCUUCUCCAAGUGCCCGGACAACAUCGGAUGGAGGCUGAUGCUCGGCGUCGGCGCAAUCCCAUCCGUCUUCCUCGCCGUCGGCGUCCUCGCGAUGCCGGAAUCCCCUCGUUGGCUGGUGAUGCAGGGCCGACUCGGCGACGCCAAGAAGGUCCUCGACCGGACCUCCGAUUCCCCUGAAGAAUCCCAAUUGCGACUCGCCGACAUCAAAGAAGCCGCCGGGAUCCCCGAGGAAUGCAACGACGACGUCGUCAAGGUCGAAAAGAAAUCCCACGGCGAGGGCGUCUGGAAGGAGCUCCUCCUCCGCCCCACCCCCACCGUCCGCCACAUCCUGAUCUGCGCCGUCGGGAUCCACUUCUUCCAGCAAGCCUCCGGCAUCGACGCCGUCGUGCUCUACAGCCCGAGGAUCUUCGAAAAGGCCGGAAUCACCUCGUCGGACAAGAAGCUCCUCGCCACCAUCGCCGUCGGGUUCACGAAAACCGUCUUCAUCCUCGUCGCCACUUUCCUCCUCGACCGGGUCGGGCGGCGGCCGCUGCUGCUCAGCAGCGUCGCCGGGAUGGUGGUUUCCCUGGUAACCCUAGGGUUGAGCCUGGAAGUAAUCGACCACACGGCCCAUACGGUGGAUUGGGCCGUGGGCCUGUGCAUCUCCAUGGUCCUGGCCUACGUGGCGUUUUUCUCGAUCGGGAUGGGCCCGAUUACUUGGGUCUACAGCUCGGAGAUUUUCCCGCUCCGGCUGCGGGCCCAAGGGACGAGCAUGGGGGUGGCGGUCAACAGGGUGGUCAGCGGGGUGAUUUCGACCACGUUUAUUUCGAUGUACAAAGGGAUGACGAUCAGCGGCGCCUUCUUCUUGUUCGCCGGAAUCGCCGCCGUGGCGUUUGUGUUCUUCUUCCUGUGUUAUCCGGAGACGCAAGGGAGGACGUUGGAGGAUAUGCAGAUUCUUUUCGGGAGUUUUAUUGGGUGGAGGGCUUUGAAGCUUGAGAGGUUGAGGGAAAGGGAGGAGAAAAAUGGGAGGGAAGUGGAAUUGUUAGAUAGUAAGAAGUAAAAGGGAGGGGAAGGAAGAGUAUUUAGGAGAGGUGAUAUAAUGGUGGUGGUUAAUGUGUGGCAUUUUGCAAAAAAUAUAAGUAAUAAAAAAAAAUGUCACAUGAUAAUUUACUAUAUGUAUAUGUAGUUGGGUUUUCCUUGUUGUUGUUGUGUGUUUUGGUGAAAACGAGAAGUGAAAUGUGGAAAAUGUGUUGUCACAUAGACACUUCGGUACGCGAGUUGAAAUAGAAUUCGGUUAAUACAAACAAGCUUGAGUCUGUGGAAGAGAGUUUCGAAAGUGAAUUUUAUGUUAAUUGUGUUACAUGUCAUCUCAAAGGAAUAUAAGUUCAUGGGGUUUGAAUGAUGGACUUGCACAGAUCUAUCUUUGUCAUGUGUUUUAAUGGGUACUAUCACUGGUCUUCAACCCGAAAAAUACCACAUUGGAAUCUUUUUAAAUAAUACUUAACAAUACAAGCCUUACCAUAUCACCCCAAACAUCAAAACAAU